Telopea speciosissima is the source of this 5054-nucleotide messenger RNA. Its product is annotated as ABC transporter C family member 3-like. The record is from RefSeq and is a predicted model, not a curated record. Gene Ontology annotation, biological process: transmembrane transport. Gene Ontology annotation, molecular function: ATP binding; ATP hydrolysis activity; ABC-type transporter activity. Gene Ontology annotation, cellular component: plant-type vacuole; vacuolar membrane. Bases 441 to 4940 code for a protein of 1499 amino acids. The transcript has 11 exons. NCBI's taxonomy places the organism in Eukaryota, Viridiplantae, Streptophyta, Magnoliopsida, Proteales, Proteaceae.
GAUCCACCGUUUCCUAUUUGUGAGGAAGUACGCACGUUUCCGAGGACACAGACCUGCCACUGUCCUAUUUCUCAGGAAGUCAGGAGUUAUGAGGCAAAGUCAUACACGCCCUUUUCCACUGUAACUUAGAAAUGCUCCUCUUUUGUUCUUUGAAGAAAUACAGGGGAAAAUUUUUGGUCGGUUGAAACAGGGGAUAGUUUGAAGCUUCUUCAUCGAGGUUCAACUACAUUUAUGGGUGAUAUCAUGAGACUUCAAUAUCGGGCUAAGUCUUUUGGAACACAUAAGGUGGAAAUGCUUGGAAUUUAGAUGCUAGAGUUUCAACAAAACUUUUGCAAAUGGGCCUGUAUCAAUUCAAACUGUGGUAAAGUUGAUAGGAUUUGUAUUAUACCUACUUGAGCUAAGCCAUCAAGUUAGAAACAAGAGAAAAGAAAUUUGCAAACAUGGAUGCUUUUGAGGAAUCAAAGAAUGACAUGAAUAACUGGAUUUCAUUUUCUCAGUCUUCUACAACCAUUUUUUUGCACGGGUUUUCUGCUUCUUCACACCUAAUUUUGUUGUUAGUUUUAUUCAUUUCCUGGGCUUGCAAGAGACGCACGAUGCCUACCCUUGAAAAUUCAAAACCGAUAUUGAAGAAUACAUUCUUCUUAUACUAUUGGUUAGCUCUCAUAUCUUGCAUGGCUCUUUCUUUCUGUGAUCUUCUCCUAUGCGUGUUAAACUACCUCUCUGGAUAUAGACAUGGCUGGCUUGAUUUACAAAUUUUUGCCCAAUUAGAUUUUACAUUUAGAACACUCACUUGGUGUGUGAUCUCUGCUUACUUGCACAUCCACUUUUCUCAUUCAAGCGAGCGUCGAUUCCCCAUUUUGCUAAGGAUUUGGUGGACUUUCUACUUCAUAAUGUCUUGGUCCUUUCUUAUUAUACAUUUUGAUUUGUAUUGGAAACAUUCGUCAUUACCAUUCCUAGUAUGGGUCUCCGAUGUGUUAUCCAUUAUUUCUGGUUUGUUUCUUUGUUAUGUUGGGUUAUUUGAAAAGGGGCGACAAGAUGAAGAUCAUCUUUUGGAGUCUCUUUUGAAAACUGGUUCCAAUCAAAACAAUGGUGACGAUGGACAAGAACCAAGUGUCGGUGGAGAUAGUGUAACUCCUUAUGCAAAUGCCAAUCUUGUUAGUAUUUUUACUUUCUCUUGGAUGGGUCCUUUGCUUGCACUUGGUUAUAAUAAAACACUAGAUCUUGAAGAUGUUCCUCAGCUUGACAAUUGUGAUAGAGCCAAUGUGGUGUUUGCUCGUUUUAGAAAUAAACUUGAAUAUGAUUGUAAUGACAGUGGUAAUGGUGGUCAAGUAAACACAGUCAUGCUGGUGAAGGCAUUGGUUUUCUCAACGUGGAAAGAAAUUCUAUGGACGGCUCUAUUGUCCAUUGUAUGCACAUUGACUUCUUAUGUUGGACCAUACCUUAUUGAUGUCUUUGUUCAAUAUCUCAACAGCAGUCACCAGAUACAAGAUAAAGGUUAUAUACUAGUGUUUAUUUUCUUUCUUUCAAAGCUCAUAGGGUGCUUUUCAGAGAGACACUUGUUCUUUCAAUUGCGAAAGAUGUCACUUCGGGUUCGCAUUGCCUUAUAUGCAAUAAUCUAUAAGAAGGGUCUUAGGCUUUCAAGCCAGUCAAAGCAAAGUCACACUAGUGGGGAGAAUGUUAAUUUGAUGAGUGUUGAUGUUGAGAGGACUGGCCUUUUCAGUUGGUACUUGCAUAGUAUAUGGAAGGUGCCUCUUCAGGUUGUUCUAGCAUUAUUGAUCUUGUACAAGAGCUUUGGGCUUGCUUCACUUAUAGCUUUGAUUGCCACAAUGAUUUUGUUGUUAGCAAAUGUACCAUUGGGAAAACUACAAGAGAAAUUUCAGGGGGAAUUGAUGGAUUCAAAGGAUCGACGAAUGAAGGUGACAUCUGAGGCUCUGAGGAAUAUGAGGAUUCUCAAACUCCAGGGCUGGGAGAUGAAUUUCUUGGAUAAGAUAAUUGAGCUUAGGAACUUUGAAACAAGAUGCUUAAAAAAACUACUUUAUUCAUCAGCUAUGGUUUCCUUUGGCUAUUUGUCUGCUCCCAUGUUUGUAUCCAUGAUUACUUUUGGGUUUUGUGUGUUUAUGGGAAUUCCGUUAGAGUCUGGAAAGAUUCUAUCAGCACUUGCUACAUUUGAGAUAAUGCAAGGCCCCAUAUAUAAUCUUCCAGAUCUAAUAUCUAUGGUAGUUCAGACUAAAGUUUCCCUUGAUAGAAUAGCUUCAUUCCUUUGUCUCGAUGAACUUUAUCCUAAUAUAGUACAGAAACUUCCUAGAGAUAAUGCCAAUGUUGCAAUUGAGAUAGUCAAGGGGAAUUUCUCUUGGGACCUUCAUUCCCCUAAUCUAACAUUAACAGAUCUUAAUUUUCGAGUGUACCAUGGUAUGAGAGUGGCUGUUUGUGGUUCUGUUGGGUCAGGAAAGUCAAGUUUACUUUCAUGCAUAUUGGGUGAAGUGCCAAAGUUAUCUGGAUCCAUUAAAUUGAAUGGAACGAUGGCCUAUGUUUCACAAUCAGCUUGGAUACAGAGUGGAAAGAUAGUAGACAAUAUAUUGUUUGGUAAGGAGAUGGACAAGGAAAGGUAUGAGAUGAUCCUUGAAGCAUGUUCAUUAAAGAAGGACCUAGAAUUGUUUGCCUUUGGGGAUCAGACAAUCAUAGGAGAGAGGGGGAUCAACUUAAGUGGUGGGCAGAAGCAAAGAAUCCAGAUUGCACGUGCUUUGUACCAUGAUGCUGAUAUUUUUCUACUUGACGAUUCUUUUAGUGCUGUGGAUGCUCAUACAGGAACUCAUCUAUUUAAGAAGUGUUUGUUGGGAAUUUUAGGUUCAAAAACAGUAAUAUAUGUUACCCAUCAAGUAGAGUUUCUAUCUUCUGCCGAUCUUAUCAUGGUUAUGAGAGAUGGAAGGAUUACUCAAGUAGGAAAGUACGAAGAGAUUCUUACUUUAGGAACUGACUUUAUGGAAUUAGUGGGUACACAUAAGAAAGCUUUGGCAGUCCUUAAUUCUGUCGAACGUGGGGCUACUUUGGAUAAUUUAAUUAUUGGUGAGGAAGAUGGCAAUAUGUUGUGUCAUGAGCAACCUAAUAAAGAUGAUAAGGAAGGGGAACCCAAAAACUGCAAAAUAGAAGAACUUGUUCAAUCAGAAGGGCAGCUUGUCGAAGAAGAAAAGAGAGAAAAGGGUGGAGUUGGUUUUUCAGUCUAUUGGAAAUAUGUUACCACUGCAUAUAAAGGGGCUUUUGUACCAUUAAUAAUGCUAGCACAAAUUCUUUUUCAGAUUCUCCUAAUAGGCAGUAGUUGUUGGAUGGUAUUGUCUACUCCCGUUUCAGAAGAUGUGAGUCCCCAUGUUAGAGGAUCCACACUUAUCUUUGUUUAUGUUGCUUUGACCCUUGGAAGCUCUCUUUGUGUCUUUAUAAGGUCCAUGCUCAUUGUAACUACUGGAUACAAGACUGCCACUCUACUUUUCAAUAAAAUGCAUUUGUGCCUUUUUCGUGCUCCCAUGUCGUUUUUUGAUUCUACUCUGAGUGGAAGGAUUCUAAAUCGGGUAUCCAUAGAUCAAAGUGCACUUGAUACCUCUAUUCCACAUCAAAUUGAAGAACUUCUUAUGUCAAUCAUUGGAUUUCUGGGAACUACUGCAGUAAUGUCACAGGUUGCAUGGCAAAUGUUAAUAGUUUUUAUUCCAAUGACAGUGACAUGCAUUUGGUAUCAGCAAUACUACAUACCUGCAACACGAGAACUAUCACGACUAGGUGGAGUAUGUCAGGCUCCAAUUGUACAACAUUUUGUUGAAUCUAUUUUAGGUUCAACAACAAUUAGGUGCUUUAAUCAAGAAGAAAGGUUUCUAGAUACAAACCUCAAGCUAGUGGAUGUAUAUUCUCGUCCCAAAUUUCAUUUCUCUAGUGCGAUGGAGUGGUUUUGCUUCCGUAUGGAUAUGCUGGCAUCCAUCACAUAUGCUGUCUUUUUGGUUUUCUUGAUUUCAAUGCCAAAGGGAGUACUUAGUCCUGGUAUUGCAGGUUUAGCAGUUACAUAUGGGCUCAGCUUAAGUAUGCGUGGGGUCGUAUGGGAUUUUUCCAAUCUUGAGAAUAAAAUCAUAUCCGUUGAGAGAAUACUACAAUAUGCCCGCAUCCCUAGUGAACCCCCUCUGUUUGUAGAAGAAAAAAUGAUAGAUCAUGAAUGGCCAUCACAAGGGAAAGUAGAUAUUGUUGAUCUACAGGUUCGCUAUGCACCACACCUUCCUCUUGUCUUGCGAGGUCUUACAUGCACUUUCUCUGGAGGGAGGAAGAUUGGCAUUGUUGGGCGAACAGGAAGUGGUAAAUCAACUCUUGUACAGGCUCUCUUUCGUAUGCUUGAACCUAUAGCUGGUCAGAUUUGGAUAGAUGGAAUCAACAUCUCCAAGAUUGGCCUCCAUGACUUGCGGUCUAGAUUGAGCAUCAUCCCACAAGACCCCACAAUGUUUGAGGGGACUCUAAGAAGCAAUCUUGACCCACUUGAAGAGUACAGUGAUGAACAGAUAUGGGAGACUUUAGAUAGAUGUCAACUCAGUGAUGAAGUUAGAAAGAAGGAAGGCAAGCUUGAUUCUGCAGUGACUGAGAAUGGAGAGAAUUGGAGCAUGGGUCAAAGACAACUAGUUUGUUUAGGGAGGGCAUUGCUCAAGAGAAGCAAAGUAUUGGUACUCGACGAAGCUACUGCAUCAGUGGAUACUACAACUGACUAUCUAAUUCAGCAAACGCUCAAUCAACAAUUCUCAAAGUCUACUGUCAUCACAAUUGCACAUAGGAUAACAUCUAUUCUUGAUAUCGAUAUGGUCCUCCUUCUUGAUAAUGGCCUUGUAUUAGAGUAUGAUUCCCCAACUAAAUUGCUAGAGAUCAAGUCCUCAUCAUUCGCAAAACUUGUUAAGGAGUAUACUCAAAGAUUUAGUUCCUAGUGUUUGGAAGGCUAAAUAUGUGAGUUUUGAAUGUUCAAAGUAUUGAUGCCAAAUUGAAGUGAGGUGUAUUUUAUUUUGAGCAUGACAAAAAUUUGUAGGGAGAUCGAGGCUACC